AUGGCUGCUAUAAUCGGAGAUUUCGUUUCGGAUCACACCCGCCUACAUAAUAUGAUUGCAGCUUCUAGUUUAGCUCACGAGCACUCGCGAUCCCGCGAAUCUUCAUAUCGUUCAGAUUCCAGGAUCCGACCUCGAGAAACGCCGUCCCAGAAGGUUUACUCACCCACCGUAUCAACCCAGUCUUACCGGCCUUCGGCACCAAGUGCCACACCUUCCAAACGAUCCUGGGAAUCUACGGAGGCAGGGACAGAACAAAAGUACAUCUCACCUACCGGCGGAGCCUCGAGGUUCCCCACGCCACCUGAUUCUUCCUCGCCGAACCCCGCUUCUGCACGCGUAAGAGCACAGAAUGCAAACCCGUCGUCGGAAUAUAUGGCAUCGGAGACCCAAACCACUGUACCCGCAGUAUCUAAUAGCUCCACGCCUACACCUACCCAACAGCAGCCAUCACCGGAUUCCGACUCGUGCAAGUCUCCGACACCCCGCGUUCAUGCCGAUAGUCCCUCAACCCCGCCGCAGGGACAAACUGUCUAUGUGCGCGAUCUCGCGCAUAUCCAAAGCCUUGCUCGCGCCGAUUUGAUGAACGGAGGUAAUGGACCGGGCAUAUUAAACGACCCCCCGCUACAGGCGAUGAAGUAUGAGAUUAGCCAAAUGCCGAUAGGUGACAUCAUCGAGAUGGUUGCGGCUCUCUUAACAAAGAUCACUACCACCAACGAUCUUCAGCACGAUGCUCUACACAGAAAUGCCACCCACCAGCAGACUGCUGCCAGCCACAACAGCGAAGGUACCUCGAUGAGCCCCUUGAGCAGUUCAGUCCUAGCUUUCCAUGGCAAAAAUGUUCCGGCAAUUACAAUUUUGAGUUACUUGAGCAGGAUUCAUAAGUACUGCCCGACUACGUACGAGGUGUUCCUUAGUCUUUUAGUCUACUUUGAUCGAAUGACAGAGCGAGUAAAUACCAUGGUGAUGGAAGCAGAAGCAGCGAGGAGGCAGUCACAAGCCCAACAGCUUCUACGAUCUCUGGCCUCGGCGGCGUCGACACAAUCCGGCAACAACGCUGACAGAGAGAUGCGGGAUAAUGAUAGUGAUCGCGACGAUACUGAAUCUGACCUCGUUGACGACGAUCCCGACGAAAAGGGGAGGGAGAAAAGGAGUCGCGAAAAGCGAGCAAGAGCCCCGCAGCCACCACCUAUUUCUCCCGCUACUUAUUUUGUUGUCGAUAGCUUUAACAUACACCGUUUAAUUAUUGCUGGUGUUACUUGUGCGAGCAAGUUUUUCUCGGAUGUUUUUUACACCAAUUCGAGAUAUGCCAAGGUCGGUGGCCUUCCAUUAGCUGAACUCAACCACCUUGAGUUGCAAUUCCUCCUACUUAACGACUUCCGCCUUGCUGUACCUGUUGAAGAUCUGGAAGCUUACGCCACGAUGCUUGUCGAAUUCUAUGCUCGGGAAGUGGUUGCGCAGCGGUCACGGCCGGCGAGCGGGGUUGAGUGA
Messenger RNA from Daldinia caldariorum, 1488 nucleotides. Its product is annotated as cyclin-domain-containing protein. Gene Ontology annotation, molecular function: protein kinase binding; cyclin-dependent protein serine/threonine kinase regulator activity. Gene Ontology annotation, cellular component: nucleus; cyclin-dependent protein kinase holoenzyme complex. Gene Ontology annotation, biological process: regulation of cyclin-dependent protein serine/threonine kinase activity. Lineage: Eukaryota; Fungi; Ascomycota; Sordariomycetes; Xylariales; Hypoxylaceae. The transcript has 2 exons. The record is from RefSeq and is a predicted model, not a curated record. The coding region runs from base 1 to 1488 and encodes 495 amino acids.